Messenger RNA from Periophthalmus magnuspinnatus, 6672 nucleotides. It is a transcript of the gene ccdc186, whose product is annotated as coiled-coil domain-containing protein 186. Gene Ontology annotation, biological process: vesicle cytoskeletal trafficking. Gene Ontology annotation, cellular component: trans-Golgi network. Lineage: Eukaryota; Metazoa; Chordata; Actinopteri; Gobiiformes; Gobiidae. The record is from RefSeq and is a predicted model, not a curated record. Gene Ontology annotation, molecular function: small GTPase binding.
GUCUCGCAGUGGCCAUAUUUGUUGAUGUGUCAUAUCCUUAUAUCAAAGUGACUUGUUGGGACUAUCAUCUGUCUUUCAGGAUCAAAGUUCACUAUUACCUCUGUUGACUCUGCAUUGAACCAUUCAUGAAUUGUAUAAAUUUGAUUUGAGGAGUGGGUGGUCCCAGGGUGGAGCCUGGACAGCCUCCAUUCUAUCUACACAAAAUGGAUGUAUCAGAGGCUGAAGCAGUUUGUGAUGAGGUCCCACACAACAGCACAGCUAAUGCUAAUGAGGAGCAUCUUAAUCGGACAAUUGAAGUUGAACAGUGCAAUCAAGUGAAAGAUGAAGGAGAUGCUGGAAUAAAUAACACAGUCACUGACACAUUAAUUCAGAAUACAAAGGAGUCACUCUCGGUAUCUUUAGACCAGAAGAUUGAUUUGGUUGAUGAUGCAGUUAACCAUACAAGUACAUCUCCUACGGAUGGUGAUGGAUCUUUCAAAGAAAAUAAUGCUGCUUUGAUUACCCCUGUUAGUACAAUAGCAAAUGUUGAAGAAUCUCCCCCCUCUGGUUUUGAAGGCACUAAUGAAACCUCAUUGACUGAUAAAAUCUGUGAUUCCCCCAUCGUUACACCAGACAGCCCAGAAAAGCUAGUAGUCAUGGUUGAUGCGUCUGCUGUUGAGAAACAAGAAUCAGGUGACUGUUCAUCUUCUCAACAAAGCUCUUCUAACAACUCACUCAAUGACUUGACAACAUCUACAAUCUCUAAUGGCUCAUCUACCCCCAAAACGGAUACUAUUGGUUCCUCUCCUGCAACAAGUCCUCAAAUCAAUGCCACAACUCCAGCUCCUAACAUUUUGUCAAGCCCUUAUGACACAGAUUGCACCCGAAACCUGAUUUCACAGAUUGAGAAUUCACUAUCACAAGAAUCACUGUUGGAAGAGCUAGAGUCUGAGCUUUUAUCUUGUCAAAAAUCUGAAAAUGAACGUUCCAAUGGAAUAAAGGAAAGCCCUCUCAUCAAUGGACUAUCCCCAGACCAAGAGGACUGCAUGGCUGUUUUUGAGAAGUGUGUACAAUACAAGUAUGCACAACAAGAAAAGGCUAUUCAGAGGUUGUUAGAGGAGAACAAGAGGCACCAGGAGCUCAUCUUGGGCAUCUGUGCGGAGAAGGACACCAUGAGGGAUGAGCUGAAAAAACGGUCUGAGACAGAGAAACUACACUUAACUACAAUUAGCAAGUUGGAGGGUAGGGUGGAGGAGCUGCUGAGAGAGCUGAAGCACUCAAAAGACAAACUCACACACCAGGACAAUGCGUCCAAAGCCUCAAUUCUGCAAAUGCAGAAGGAGAUGGCCUACAGAGUGGAACAGAUGAACAAGAAGUGUGAUGAAGCUCGACAGGAAAAGGAAGCGAUGGUGAUGAAGUAUGUUCGAGGGGAGAAGGAGGCUCUGGACCUGAGACGGGACAAAGAGAGUCUGGAGAAGAGGCUGAGAGAGGCCACUAAAGAGGUGGACCGGCAAGCUCUCAGAGGGAACCAGCUCGCCCAGGACAAGGGACGUCUGCAGCAGAUGUACGAUGCCAAGGAAGGGGAGGCCACUAGACUCUCUCGGGAGGCAGAAAAAUUAAAAGAAGAGAUCAACUCCCAUCUCAUCAAAGUCAAAUGGGCGCAGAAUAAACUGAAAAGUGAAGCUGAUGCACACAAGGAAACAAAAGACAAACUGAGAGAGACCACGUCUAAACUGGCUCAGGCAAAAGAAGAGACAGAGCAGAUUCGUAAAAAUUGCCAGGACAUGAUCCGAACAUACCAGGAGUCUGAGGAGAUUAGGUCCAAUGAACUGGAUGCCAAACUGAAGGAGACCAAAGGAGAGCUAGAAAAACACAAGCAAGAACAAACGGAUCAAUUAGAGGGUAAAGCAAAGGAGCUAGAAGAUCUGAAGAAAAGUUACCAAAGAAUCCAUGGAUGUAAUAGUAGAGACACUACGCACCAAGUUAAAAUGCUAGAGGAUGAGAGACCACGCUGGGAGGACGAGCUAAGCAAAUACAGAGAAAUUAUCAACCGUCAAAAGGCAGAGAUCGCGGGACGUCAGAGAGACAAACUGGAGGAGAUCACCAAACUGCGAGGGCGCAGCAGCAACGGAACUUUUUUUGCUUACAGUGACCAGGAGGAAAUCUCAGCGCUCCGGGAGGAAGUGGACAGUUUGACAAACCAGCUGUCGGACUUGCAGCAUGAUGUGGCGGGAAGCAGGGAGCGCGAGGCUGAGCUUCUGGGCUUCACGGAAAAACUGAGCAGCAAAAAUGCUCAGCUCCAGUCAGAAAGCAACACUCUACAAGCCCAACUGGACACGCUCACCAACACGCACAUGCAGCUCCAGGGUCUACAAGAGGAGACCAGCCGCAAACUGGAGGAGAAGUCUCGGGAUUUGAAGCAGGAGGAGGCUUUGAGACGACAGGAUGUACAGGGUCUGGAGCAGGAGAGGGCCACUCUGCAGACAGAAUUGUCCCAGCUCAAAACCAGAGUGGACGAGCUAAGAGACGAGCUCACAACUCAGAAAAGGAAACAAGCCGCCAACAUCAAGGAUCUGACAAAACAACUCACUCAAGCUCGUAAAAGAUUAGAGCAGGUUGAAAAUGGAGGCUGCGAACGAGAUGCGAGCAGCAUGGGCAGUCGUUCCAGUUCUUCAGGUAUCAAUCAUCAUAACGGCUCCUUGAAUGCACGGCACAGUGGUAGCGUUGAGGAUCGCUCGCCUGAGAGCCAUUCUGUGGUGGUCACGGACAGUUUUCCAGAGGUGGACAAGGCUGUGCUGGUGGAGCGGAUUGUCCGGCUGCAAAAGGCCCUGGCCCGGAAACAGGAGAAGAUUGAAUUCAUGGAAGACCACAUCAAGCAGCUGGUGGAGGAGAUCCGUAAGAAAACAAAAAUUAUCCAGAGCUAUGUACUGAGAGAGGAGACUGGCGCGCUGUCGUCAGAGGCGUCGGACAUUAACAAAGCCCACCUGAGUCGCAGAGGGGGCAUCAUGGCAUCCCUGUACACCUCGCACCCGGCGGACCAUGGCCUGACCCUUGACCUUUCGCUGGAGAUCAACAGGAAGCUGCAGGCAGUGUUGGAGGACACUCUGCUCAAAAAUAUUACUCUGAAGGAGAAUCUGCAGACGCUGGGGGCAGAGAUCGAGAGGCUCAUCAAACAACAACGUGAUCCCGGCGACAAUGCAAGACGGAAGUAAAAUACAAAAUAACUUGAUAUUUAAGGGAAUUCAGUUUCAUUCAGUUUCGUAAACCAUGUGAAAUUUAAAACAUUAUCCUGCACUCGAUAUUUGGAGACAUCAGUUUAAGUUUUGAAAGUGCCAGUAGCUCGUCAAUUUGAAUCUGGACAUACUUGAACUGCCAUCUGUGAGAACCAAAUAUUCUUCCAGUGGCUCAAGUCUGUCUGUGAAGAGAGCCUUGCAAAAAUCUGCUUAACAAAUCACCUCCUUCCAUCUUGAAUGUACAGCAGAAUAAUCUACUUGGGAAUGGUCACUACAAGAUAAUUUAACCAUUACAAAUGAGUUCAGAGUUCCUUCAUCGCAGCUCCGCUAAGUGGGAUGUGGUUUCCUGGCGUUUCCUCUACCUCUUUUCCCAAGUCCAUCUGCCACAAACCAAAUGUAUUCUUGCUUUUGAACUCGCCACACUCCAUAUGUGAAAAGAAGAAAUGCAUUUGUGGCUUUUACGCACCACCUGCAUCAAUAUUCCCAUUUUCUUUGUGCAGCACUUAAAAACGACCAAGCAAGAAAACAACUUCUGCAAUGUUGAGUGAAGCCAGCUCCAGAAGUGUAGUCAGGCGCCAUGUUUGUGAAUGUGUGCAAAGCUGAAGGAAAGCUGACCAUGUAAUGUUAAAGUGUGUAAAUAGUGAUAAUAGUGUUAAUUUAUUAUUCUUUUGUAGCUAAGAGAAAUUUUAUUUUUAAAUAUGAAUGAUUAUGCUUUUAUUUUAAUCAUAUCUUGUUGAUUUAAAUAUUUUUGCCUCUUUUCUUUUUUACUUCUAUUGGUCACAAUACAGGUGCAUCUCAAUUACAGAACAUUGUGAAAAUGUUAUUUAUUUCAGUGCUUUAAUUCCAUGUGAAUCUCAUGUGAAAUAAACUGAAUGUGCACGGUCAUAAAAUUAAGAGUUUAUAUAUUUUUUAUCAAUUUUUGUUCAUUUAUUGCUUUAUAGCAUUUAAUAAUGCUUAAAAUGUUAUGCAGAAUAGGGAUGCAUGCACUGGACCGUUACUGGCGUCUGAUGUCAGCGCAGAUGUAGAAAAAUUUGGUGAUUCAGAUAUCAGCUUUCAAAUAUUGUUUCAAACAAUUGCAUCUAUAAAUAAAUGUAAUAAAAACAUGUUUACUGAUCAUAGUUGGCCCAGAAAGUAUUUCUGUUUAACGCAACUAAAAUGCUGUUUUACGUCUCUGCGCUGGUAUUGUAACUAUAUAAUUCUGAGUAUCAGCAAAUCAGUAUAACUGAAAACGCUGAAUCAGUGCAUCUUUAAUACAGAACAAAAACUGAUCCUUGUUGCAAAAGCAUGUUGUGUAAAAAUCGUAUAAAAGACCAUACAACUUGUUUGGCUGAAAUGUAAAAGGAGAAAAAAAAAAUAACUUAAACUGAAAUCGUUUAUUUUUCCUUGAUUUAUAAAACAUUGACAUGCACUUGUUGGCACUAGUCAUUUGCAUCUAUGACAUUUCACCAUUAUGAAGAAAAUGAAGUUGAGACUUUGUCUUGACUACACCUGCACUGUGUGUGAUAAUCUCUUCAAGGGAAAGGGGCAAAAAUGUUUUUAUUCCUUUUGAUGAUUUUUUUUUUCUCUAUUUGUUUUUCAGUGGAGCCCAUCAAAAACAAGUCAAAGGGUUUGUAGCUAUAGCUCAGGAGAGCCAAUAGAGAGAAAGAAAUAUAUCCUGGGACAAAGUGCAAUUCUGUUCCUACUUUUAUUAAAUUACCAUUUUAUUUUUAUGUUUUGUGUGGCAGAAAAUUGUCUUUUCAUGAUUGUGAGUUUUGUGUUAUGUUGCCUCUGUGUGCAUGGCUACAAUUUAUGUGCCUUUUUAACAUUGCACAAUUGUGUUUCGGCUGCCUGGGCUUGUGGACAUUCUCCAAAUUGACCCUAAAGUUUUGUAAAAGAUUUCUGAACUAUAAGCACGUACUAGCACCUGCAGAGCUAUACUUCCUCAUUGACACAGCAUGACAAGCAACCUGGUUUAGAAUGUGUAAGCCAUAAGUAUUUGAUGUGAUGGAAAUAGCUGUCACAGGAGAUAAGUCUCUUGCCUCUUUGUAGCUCAAUCGGAUGCUGGCUCUAUGGGUCACGAAUGGUUACUGGUCCAUCUCCGUAGCUACGCCUAAGGGCAGUGUAGAAAUUAAGAGAGAAAAUUUUCGAGGAUCGAGGUCUUACAGCUCUUACAGCCUAACUAUACAGUGCAUCUGGUGUGGAAUGUUUAAUGUAGCAGGAACUGUGUCAGUGUGUUUAACGUCCACAUGACAAGAGGGUACAGUUCCUGUUUUUUUCAUGUCUAGAUAGUUUUUCAUGUACUUUGGUUCCUAUCAACCCAAAACCUACACUGUACUAAUCCUCCAGCAUAGUAGUUUUCUUUUGCCAAACAAAGAACUGGUCAAACACACAGGAUAAACUGACUACUUUACUAACCAGGCAUAAUGUAAUGACUGAUGAUGGUGAUGGUGAAAUUAACACAAAUUAUCUCUACUUAAUUAGUGGCAUCUAUUAUAUAUUAUUAUAUUGUUGCUUAAAGGUUUGUCUGCUGAGUCUGUGUUAAGAAGCUCAACAUUUGGCCAAAAAAAAAUUAUUUUAAAGGAGACAUACAAUGCAAAAUCAACUUAAAUGGGUUUUUAAGCUCAACAGUGUACGCUCAUCAUUGGCUUAUUAAAAAUGUAUAUUGAUAGAUUCCUGCAUGUUUGGGUAACACAGAAAUUUUCAUCGACCCUGCUGUCCAAAAUCUAAAAUGAUUAUAUAUUCAUGUUGUAGUUCAGUACUAAGUCAUUGAAAAAGCGCAUAACAUGUCUUCUCUAAAACAAGAUUCCUGCCCUUGUGCCAUGUUGCUAUAGAAAUCUACCAAAAGUGCCAGGUGCAGAGUGUGGGUUGUGAUUGAUAACAUGAAGAAGCUGAAGAAGUUAAUGCCACACAGAUCAUUGGGUAAUACUGUCCCAACUAUCUCAUCAUAAAUAUUAAUUAAUCGGGCAAAUGAUCAGAAAGCCGUUUAUUUGGCAUCAACUCUCAGAGCAAAUGAAACCAGGCUGUAGCUUUUGUCGGUGAAUGUGAUUUGUGAGUUUCGUAUGUGUAAUGUUGCUUCUCAGUAAAAGAUCAUGAAAAAAAUAUUUGUAUUUCAGUAGCUCUACUUACUACAACUAUACCAAUCAACUGGGUUAUUGUUGGUUUAUCCACUCUUUAUCCCGGCUUCGGACCACGCAAAUCAGGUUUCAUGUGACGUGAACUACUGAAAUUCUGCUUCUUCAUAGUGUUUUACUGAGAAGCAUCUGUUCCUAUGUGUAAUAAGUACGGCAAAAAUGAUUUUAUGAUCUCUCUUCUGUGCAAUGAUUCUCCCCCAUCUGUUAUGUGGAUUAAAAAAACUGUGAUUAUGUAUACAUUGUAGAUAUCGUUCUGUAAAAAUAUGAUGAUGAAAAGUUUUUAAAAACACUGAUUCCGGGUUAUGUUGUAUAUACACAGUGUCUCCAGGGAAUAAAAGGCGCCAACUCUU